AUGAACAGUCAGUACGUCCGCCGAGAGGUCUUCUGUGGGAACACCUGCCACGAGCUCAAACGUUUCUGGGAGAGGGAGAUUGGCAAACAGACGUACUACCGCGAGUCUGAGGAGCAUCGCCUAGGAAGGAGCGCGCUGAGAAAACUCCGGGAAGAAUGGAAGCAGAGGCUGGAAACAAAGCUGAGGCUGCGGAACAAUCCAGAUGAGGCGGAAAGGCGGACAAAUGUCAGCUGAGAGCGGCCCGCUUCCCUGGCCCCUAGAGGACACACGGCGCCAGGUCCCUCCGCUGGAAGUUACUUAAGCCCCAGUCCCUCUGCUGUGAAGCAUCCCUUCCCAAUGCCCCACUCUCUGCUGUGGUACACCCCAACAUCCCGUGGUGACUAUGUGCCAGGUGCCGAGUCACCCUCUGCAUGCGCGGAGGCCAGGCUAUUAUUCCAAACGUCGCCAAGUGUGAGUUUGCUUAACAUCAAGAUCUCAGACAUUGGAUUUUGUUUUCAUAGAAUUUCCCUCUGGCUUUAAAAUGCACAUAUUUUAAAGUAUGUGCAUGCCAGAAAGGAUUCAGAUCUUCCUGGUCUUGCUUUAAACAUUGCAAGGUAUUUCGGCUGCACCA
Mesocricetus auratus (golden hamster) is the source of this 610-nucleotide messenger RNA. It is a transcript of the gene Fam240a, whose product is annotated as family with sequence similarity 240 member A. NCBI's taxonomy places the organism in Eukaryota, Metazoa, Chordata, Mammalia, Rodentia, Cricetidae. The coding region runs from base 1 to 234 and encodes 77 amino acids. The transcript has 2 exons. The record is from RefSeq and is a predicted model, not a curated record.